CAGCAGUUUCCGUCCCACUCUCCGGUUCUCCUCUCGUCUGCAUCGCAUCUCUCUCCAUCCAUCCACACGGAGUAAGCUAUUGGACAACAGAGACAGAAUUAGGCUACCGUGCCCAGGAACGGGCAAGACGGCAGUCUCCCGAAGCCAACUAACGCACACCGACUGAAUCAGGGACAGCAGUGGUGACAGACUUCCAAACAAAAUGUUAUCAGAAUGUUCUACCCAGUGAUGUCAUCAGAAGCCUUUACCCAGUGAUGUCAUCAGAACCCUCUACCCAGUGAUGUCAUCAGAACCCUCUACCCAGUGAUGUCGUCAGAACCCUCUCACCAGUGAUGUCAUCAGAACCCUCUAACCAGUGAGCUCAAGGUCAAACCAAGGUCACAGGUGGAAAGGAGGAGUGAAAACAGGAAGGAUGUGAGAUGAGAUUUCAUUCUCUUGUUCCCUGGCUAUAACAAAGACCCAGAAAGCACCUAUAGAGAGAAAGAGAGAGAGAGAGACAGAGGGAGGAGAGAGAGAAAGAAGAAGAGAGAGAGAAAGAGGGAGAAGAGAGAGACAUAAACAAUAGAAGGAAAGAGAAAGAGAGAGAGAGAGAAGGAGGAGAACACACAAAUCCAUUAAUGGCAGCAGAACCCGAGAGGUGUCUUUGAGAUUGCCUGAAGGACCCUUCCUCCACUAUGAGUGUCCCAGCUGGUCUCCAGAGUCUGUCUGUCAGCGGACGAGACAUAAAAAACUACAACAAAUCUCAUGUCCUGUUUCACCCUCCGACUGGAGAUGCUAACGCUAACCAGAUAGUGCUAAUUGGGGAGACCCCAGAUGACCAGGCCUCCAGCCCGCUACCCCCCCUGGUGGCCCAGAGCGAAGCCCAGGACAAGCUUCUUAUCUGGGGGAGGGAGGAGCGAUGUCUGGACCAUGACAUCCAGGAGUUGGAACUGCUAGAGAUACACUCCUUCCAUGGAGAUGGAGGUGAAGGGGGGGAUGGAAAGAGAUUAGGAGAAGUGGAGGAGGAUGAUGAAGGAGAGAAUUCUAAAAGAGGAGCAGAUGAAGGACUGUUGUCGAUCUCUUCCAGCUCCACGGCCAGCGGUGUUUCUGUUCACGGGAACGAUAACGAUGGGAGGGACAGAGGGAUGGAUAGACAAAAAGAGGUAGCGGGAGAGAGAGAGGUGCUCCGUCAGGACCUCAACUACAGCGUCCCUCGAUCAGGUAAAGAGACGGGAGGAGGAGGAGGAGGAGGAGAGCAGAACAGCGUGGGUGACAAAGGGAGUCUCUGUGUGUCUGCCGUUUCCACCCUGAGUAGCAGUCUGGACCCUACUGGACAUCCAUUGACCUCUAACCCCAAUCCCACUACCUCAGCCAAGAGAAGGGCUCCCCCUGUUGGCCUGAACUCCACAGCAGCACCACACUCUCAGGACACUCCUAACCUGGGAGAACUACCGUACCCGAGGUCACCUGACCAAGAAGUACAUCAUCAGCACCAGGAAACAUCUAACCUGGAUGUAGGACUGUCGAGGGGUCAAAGUGCGACAGAGGAGGGGUCUAAACUGGAUGUUACCACUCAAAGACAGGACGUGAGGUGUUACCAGGGAAACAGCAUCUUGUCCUCCUCAGAUGGAGGGAUAGGACAGAGGAAGAAGGGAGUAGGAGCUCCUCCUCCUCGCAGACAACAGCUCGUCCGACCUCUCUGUCAGUUGGAACCAGGAAGAGGGAGGAGCUUAGCUGAGCCAAUCACAAGACGGCGCUCCUCGACCUCUCCCUCCCUGUCUCCAGAUGCAGGUCGUAAGGUCGUGGACCCAGGUCACCACGGGGUCGACGUCAGGCAAACACAAGAGACCCUAGAGGUCAAGAGUUCAAUGGUCAACUGUAGCAGUUACUCCCACCUUCACUCCCACCCCCAUUACCAGCCCAGCUCCAGUCCCGGAGCUCCCCAGCCCAGCCAGGCCAGCCAGUCUGCCCAGAGAGAGGCUCGUUCCCUGGAUAGACGUCGGAGUAGCGCAGAACGUACCGCAAGCCUGGAGAGGAGACAUCAGCACCAGGACCAGUCUCAGCUCAGAUACCGUAGAACAAACCGCUGUGGGGCUACUGUCACCUCUCAACCAUGCUCACACACACCCCCUCGCUCCCCACUCAGAACCCCACAGGGGUCACCACGGAGACAAGAUCAACAACAACAACAGCCGAUGUCCCCUUCGAGGAUCAUUACAGGUUCAGCUCGGUAUCCCCAGGGCUAUGGUAGCAGUGGGCUUAGACCACCUCUCAAAUCUAACCUCGCUUCUACAGGGAUACCCAUACCUCCUCUACACCACCAGGCCCCUAACCCCAGCCCAAGCCCCCCCAAGCCCAAAGGAGUACGGCCCAAAAUCAUCACCUAUAUCCGGAAGGGUCCUCAACUCAAACCCCAGGCUUCAGACGGGCCUUACCAGGUCUCCUCCUUGCCAUCCAGGCUCUCUGCCUAUACACAUACACACUCCCCUGCCACAAAUAUGCCUCAGAAGCACUCCUCUAGCCCCAAAACGCACACCAACACACACUCCCGCGGCAUAGCGUCCAGAAACACACCCGUCCUGAGUGCCUCCAACCUCCUCUACGACAAAUACAGACAGGAGAUGCAGAAAAACCGUCUGUUCAACUCUGGUAUGAUGGGAACAGGGAUUCGUGGCUACACACACACUGUCCCCCCGACACACACACAGUCUGGCUCUCACACACACACCCACACACACACUGGAGCCCACACUCACAGCCACACAGCCCCUCCGAAGCUGGGCAGCAAGGCUGAGAGCUUCUAUGGACCACUGGUGGACAAGUACCAACCAGCAGAGAUGAGUAGAAAUGCGGGCAGCCUUGGUCGCGAGGACCCCUCAGGCCCCAGGAUGGCAACCCAGGCGGCUCAAGCCGGCGGCACUGGCAGCCUGCUCCGCUCUGGCAUAGGGCUGCGCCCGCAACUGGGUCUGGGAGCUGUUGCACGGGCAACCCCGGGGUCUGUCGUUUUCACUGCAACCAAGAACCAGAUGAUGGUUCAGGGUCAGAGGACAGCAUUGGGUUUCAGUCAACCAGUGCAGGCCGUCAGCCCAGCGACCAAUCAGAAUGGACAGGACAACACAGGUGACCAGCAAAGACCGUCACCCACCCCAGCUCCGUCCCAGACCCCCAGGACUCUGCUCCCCAGCCAGUCAGCGCUGCGUGCUCCUGGGUUCAGCUCUGUGUGUCUCCCCCCUGGAGCCUCUGGAGCCCCUGGAGCUGGACGUCUGGCUGCGUUCGGGUUCAUACGGAGCUCCAGUGUCUCAUCUGUGUCCUCUCUCCACUCUGUUGAGAGCUCCCCGUCAGACCUCUGUCGACGGCCCAGUGUGUGUGUGGACCCUCCCCUCUACAGAGUGACCAACCCACCCUGUACAGACCCCCAGAGAGGAGGGGGACCCCCAAACUAUGCCACCCGUAAUCUACAGCCCCCAUCUACCCCAGCUCUGCCUCGGAGAUACCUGCCUGCUCAGCCCAGAGGGUCACCUGUUGGUGUGAGGAAGGAGUUCCCGAGGAGUUCUGAGAUCACAAGGUCCCUUCCUUCCUCUCCUAAGAGGCUGGCUGUGGUGCCUCCUAAACCCCAGUCACCAGUCCUCCCCAGGCAGCGUCCAGCAGCAGCCACCAGAGGGGCAGUUCCCCCCUGCUCCCCUCGGCGCGUUCCCCCCUUCAGGCCGAAGCAGGAACAGCAGGAGAACCUGCAGAGGGAGAAAGAGGAGGCGCAAUUGAAGGAGAGAGAGAGGGAGGAGCAGGAGAGGGAGCGAGAAAGGGAGAAACAGAGGGAGGAGGUCCAGAGGCUUCAGAAUCGCUGUGUGGAGCAGGAGGAUCAGCUGACAUCACUGAGAGAGGAACUGAGGAAGACGACGCUAGGACUACAAGCCUUCAUCAUUACUUCCCAACACUACUGUCUACAGAAUGAGAGCGCUACAGAGAAGGAGAAAGAGCUCUCCCUGAAGAUUCAGAGGAUCAAACAGGAAGUCGCUUCUAACACCACUCAAUGGGAGAGGCUGCAAAAGGAGAAGGCAGAGCUGGAGGUGGGGUUUGAGCGGGAGCUCACGGAGCUGCAGCUGCAGCAGGAGGAGGAGCUAGCGGCGGUGGAGGCGGAGCUAAGGGUCUGUCACUCAAAGGAGACGGAACACCUGAGGGCGGAGCAUCAGGAAGAGGUGGAGGAGAUCAGGACCCAGCAGCAGGAGCAGAUGGAUGAGCUGACGGUGAACCACGAGGCAGCCAUUCAAGAGCUGAGGGACAUGCACAACAUUACCAUGACAACGCUGUACGAGGAGCAUGCUCGCACCAUGAGGGACCUAAGGAAGUCUCAUGAGCAGCAGAAGGUAACUCUGGAAGAAGACUUUGAGAAGCUCAGACUCUCUCUGCAGGAUCAGGUGGACACCCUGUUGUUCCAGAAGAGCAGCCUGAGGGACAAAGCAAAACGCUUCGAAGAGGCACUGAGAAGAAGCACCGACGAACACAUAGUGGAUACCCUAGCCCCAUACCAGCACAUUGAGGAGGAUUUGAAGAGCUUGAAGGAUGUUGUGGAGAUGAAGAACAACCAGAUUCACCAACAGGAGAAGAAGAUCUCUGACCUGGAGAGAGUGGCCCAGAAGAACGUUGUGUUAGAGGAACGGAUGCAGGUGCUACAGCAGCAGAACGAAGACCUGAUGGCCCGUAUAGACAAUAACCUAGCCCUGUCCAGGCAACUCUCAGAGGAGAACGCUAACCUGCAGGAGAAUGUAGAGAAGGAGAACGGAGAGAAGAAACGACUGAGCCGUAACAAUGAGGAGCUCCUCUGGCGUCUACAGACCUCACCUCUCUGCUCCCCCUGCUCCUCUCCCAUCCACCGCUCCUUCUCUACCUCCCCCACUCCGUCUUCCUGCCUCUUUUCCUCCUCUCCCGGGAUGGGAGGAGGGACGGGGUUUGACGCCCCCUCUCACUACUGUGGAGGAUACCCCGCACCUACACAUGGCUACUCCCCUAGUCACAGAGAGAAUCUCAAUCAGUCUCCAGGACCGGCCACGCCCACUCACAGAGGAUUCUCCAAUCAGAAUCAGUCUCCAGGACCGGCGACGCCUACUCACCGAGUGUCACCCAAUCACUGUCACUCGCCUGCUCGGCUCAACCCCCUCAUGAGAUGAGCUCACGUUUCUCUCUUCCUGUCUUUCUUUUUCUUUUCAUCUCUUUACUGUUAAUCUCUCGUGGACAGACUACUGAGACAUAAAUGGUAGUGUACAUCUGUCAUGAUACAAUGGAAUGUGUGAGAUAACUAGCAGCGUUAGUUCAGGUGUUUUGGACAAAAUCACUAUUUUCGCUGGUGAUAUCGUCUUUCAAAAGUGGAGAGGACAUUUUGGCCCGUAACUUGCAUAAAGACAGGAUGGAGCUCUUUGUUCCAGUUUCGAUCCUCGUUCUAUCUCUUCUCUUAACACGUACUGUAUGGACAUAGAAUUUAAUCGAACAUCUGACCAGUCACGCAAGUUCUGGUUUCACCAAAAUUACUUUUCUGAUAUAAUGUUGCAUGAGGUUUAAGUGCUAGAUAAGAUGGGUGUUCUCUCCAGCUACUACGGCUGUAAGAAAAGAGAAAAGACAGAACUCCAUUAGCAUCGCUAAUAUACUCUAACAAUGCCUUUCUGCUAGCCUCUCGUUGGCUAACUCCACUAGCAUCUCUGUAGCCAUUGACCCAGGCUAGCUGACCUAGCCUCUCGUUGGCUAUCCCCACUAGCAUCUCUGUAGCCAUUGACCCAGGCUAGCUGACCUAGCCUCUUGAUGGCUAACUCCACUAGCAUCUCUGUACCUAUAGACUAAGACUAGCUGACCUAGCCUCUUGAUGGCUAACUCCACUAGCAUCUCUGUACCUAUAGAUUAAGACUAGCUGACCUAGCCUCACGAUGGAUAACUCCACUAGCAUCUCCGUACCUAUAGACUAAGACUAGCUGACCAAGCCUCUUGAUGGCUAACUCCACUAGCAUCUCUGUACCUAUAGACUAAGACUAGCUGACCUAGCCUGUUGAUGGAUAACUCCACUAACAUCUCUGUACCUAUAGACUAAGACUAGCUGACCUAGCCUCUCGAUGGCUAACUCCACUAGCAUCUCUGUACCCAUAGACUCAUACUAGCUGACCUAGCCUCUUGAUGGCUAACUCCACUAGCAUCUCUGUACCUAUAGACUAAGACUAGCUGACCUAGCCUGUUGAUGGCUACCUCCACUAGCAUCUCUGUACCCAUAGACUCAUACUAGCUGACCUAGCCUCAAGAUGGCUAACUCCACUAGCAUCUCUGUACCCAUAGACUCAGACUAGCUGACCUAGCCUCACGAUGGCUAACUCCACUAGCAUCUCUGUACCUAUAGACUAAGACUAGCUGACCUAGCCUCUCGAUGGCUAACUCCACUAGCAUCUCUGUACCUAUAGACUAAGACUAGCUGACCUAGCCUCUUGAUGGCUAACUCCACUAGCAUCUCUGUACCUAUAGACUAAGACUAGCUGACGUAGCCUCACGAUGGCUAACUCCACUAGCAUCUCUGUACCCAUAGACUCAUACUAGCUGACCUAGCCUCUCGAUGGCUAACUCCACUAGCAUCUCCGUACCUAUAGACUCAUACUAGCUGACCUGGCCGCUGUGCUGUACCCUGUAGACUCCAUGAAGGUACAAAAAUACUGUAUGUCUCCAUUCACCACCAGCAAACUGAAGAACACUGGAGAAAUAUCUCUUUAAGGAUCUCUCUCUGUCUCUCUCUGUCUCUGUCUCUCUGUCCUCACCUGGAUGUGUAGCUGACUGGCUAGCUUGUGCUUGGCCUGCAAGUGGAACCAGCUAACUGAUGAACAAUGGAGACCUCUCUAUCUCUUUAAGGAAGCUGACUGGCUAGCUAGCUCUAGAAUGUUAGGAUGUAGUGCAUUCAACCACGGACUACGUUGAACGACUGUAGUGUAUUGAAACACCAACCACAGGCAGUGCUGAAAUGUAGAUUGUAAUGUGCUCUGCAACAACAGAGACUCCACUUCAAUGUAUUGUAUAUAGAAACAGACAGACAGACUGACAAUAUGAAUGGACGGACGGACAGACAGACGGACUGAGAGUAUGUAUACCACCAGAUGGGAACAGUGGUAGUCUCUGCUUAGUUAUCCGGGUCCAAACCACCACACCACCCCCUUCCGCCAUGCAGGGACGGACUGGGACCAGAAACUGGACCGGCAUUUAUAACACAUCGAUUCAUGGCCAGUCCAUUUCCGCUACCACGGAUUUGUCCUUACCGGUGCUUACUACCAACCAAAUGGAACCAUGGAUAAAAUAACAGUCUCACGGAAUCACCUUAUACUCCGGUCCAGUUUUUGCUUUCAGCACAAACUUUUUACCAGCACAUGAUGUCCAACAGUCUUCAGAUACCAGGAUUUUACAGAUGAUUUUAAUCCACGUUUAAAAGGAUGUUUUAUAAACUGUUUCAGUUUUACCAGCAAACAGUAAUACUUAACAGAAGCGCUUCCAAUCCAGACGGAAUCCAAAAAUCCGCUCCAGUCUUCCGCUCUCUCUGCAUGGAUAUUACCUGUGGGUAGGUUACGUACCUGUAUCCCCACACCUGUUGAUUCAGGGUGUUCAAAUAUAUCAAACAUAUUUAGGAUUGACUGAUCUACAAAUAAUAAUGGGGAGGCAGGUAGCCUAUCGGUUAGAGCGUUGGGAUUAGUAACCGAAAGGUUGCUAAGUUUGAAUUCCCACAAGCCGACCGGGUGAAAAAAAUCUGUCCUACUGCCCUUGAGCAAGGCACUUAACCUUCACUGGUCUAGGGUCGCUGUCAAUAAUGGUUGAUCCCCCUUAGUCGUGACCCCACUCUCUGAGGGUGUCUCAGGGAGAGUUGGGAUAUGCAAAAAAAAAAAAAAAACACAUUUUCAAUUCACACAUAAAAUAGGAGAUAUAUACUGUAAGUACCCACGAAUAGAGAGCCAUUUGGGACACAGGCACCGGGAUGUAGAAAUACCGACCACAGGAAUUGUUUGUUGUUUUCUAAGUGAUAUUUGUAAACGUAUUUAUUGGACUUUUGUAUACUUUAUCUACUUUUACCAAGCAUGUCUUCCAGUCUUUACCUCUCGCUGUCUGGAGCCUGGGGCCUAUAGGUUCUAUCCCAGGUUUUCAGAGAAAAUCCUUGUCAAAAGAUUCCCAGAAUCACGAGAGAACAAGCAGGACAUUUUUAAUCAUCCUCCAACCAGGAUUUCUGGAAAACCUAGGAAUUUUGGGAACAUUUUUGCAACCCUACGUAGAGUAGUUGUGAUGUUUAUCAGACCAGGGUUUCAAAUACAAAAAAAAAUCUCAAUAAAUUAGAUUAGUAAAUUAAUAAAUAGAUUAAAAUACUUUGAUACUUUAUCUGUGGCUGUUUGUGCUUGCCUGGCUUAAUUAACUGGUAGAAAAGUCCCAAAACGGACCCAACCUCCCCGUCCAUUCAGUCCAGGCAAACUCAAGGAAACGCUGAAAGUAUUUGAAACAACUUGUCUCGUAUUUGAAACCAGGUUUGCUGCUUAUACUCUGUACUAACAGGAGAAAACGUUGUUUUUUAAAACAGAGAUGCUAGCCGGGCUCUAUUCAUUCCGCCAAACAAAACUGUUUGUCUUGUUUUGCAACUAGAACAAGAGUUUCUAUUGGACAAAAUUCUGGUAGGUUCCUCCCCAUUUCGUUCUGUUGGUCAAAACAUAUUGCAACUAAAACAUUUUGUUUGGCAGAAUGAAUACAUCCCAGAACUAAUUUCCUACUGAAUGGGACACCGAUUUGUAACAACAACAAACAAAUAUAUAUAAAUGCAACUCUGGUCUGACCAAUAGGAGAAGAGUAGAAUGUGACUCUUUGGACCAAUAGGUGACAGAAAUAUGGGAUGUCAUUUCUCCACCUGACCAAUAGAGGGAGUUUGGAGGGGCGUUGGGGUGUCAAAACGAGAGAGUGUGUAUUUCAUUGUAAUAUAUCGAUUUGUUCAGAAGUGGUCGAAACAUUCAGAACGCUGCAGAUAAAUACAGUUUCAAGACACAAUGAUUGUGUUUUCUCCAUGACAUAGAAGAAUGUGUUUUCUGCGUGAUAUAUUUCUAUCGGAACGUUCUGUAAUGUUGCCCCAAGUAAACCACACUAUCACCUCUGUACAUAAAACUAGAGAGAAACUGUUUAUCUUGAGAGUAGUGUACCUAGACACAACUAUACUAGAAAAGACCAGUGUAGGGUGAAGUGUAGAUUCAACUAGAGAGAAACUCUUUAAAACGACUGGGAUCUUUUUCAGUCUCUAGCUCUAACCAGGUUUCUGUGAUUAGUCAAAACCACAGAUGUUAUUGGUGUUUUCUACCCAUUUGUCAGUAGUUGGUAUUCAGAUGUAGUAUGCAGGCGUAGUAUUCACUCAAUAGCAAUAGGGUUUUCACUACAUUUAUUAGAGCCAUCCCUUUAAAUACGGUGAACCUUUAAUUAGAUGUAUUUUUUUUUGUCCACAGACUACAAGGAGAGAACUGUUCAGAAUAUUAGGAACCAAUCAAAGAAAGCCAUCUAUAAAAUGAACAAAAUAAAUAAAAUAAAUAUAUUAGGAACCAAUCAAAGAAAGCCAUCUAUAUAAUGAACAAAAUAUAUAAAAACAACAUGUUAAGUGUUGGUCUUAGUUUCAUGAAAUAAAAGAUCCCAGAAAUGUUCCACACGAAAAGCUUAUUUCUCUCAAAUUUCGUGCACAAAUUAGUUUACAUCCCUGUUAUUGAGCAUUUCUCCCUUGCCGACAUAAUCCACCCACCUGACAGGUGUAGGAUAUCCAGAAGCCGAUUAAACGGCAUGGUCAUUACACAGGUGCACCUUGUGCUGGGGACAAUAAAAGGCCGCUCUGAAAUGUGCAGUUUUGUCACACAACACAAUGCCACAGAUGUCUCAAGUUUUGAGGGGGCAUGCAAAUUGGCAUGCGGACUGCAGGAAUGUACACCAAAGCUGUUGCCAGAUAAUUGAAUGUUAAUUUCUCUACCAUAAGCCAUCUCCAAAAUCAUUUUCGAGAAUUUGGCAGUAAGUCCAACCGGCCUCACAACCGCAGACCACGUGUAACCACGCCAGCCCAGGACCUCCACAUCCGGAUUCUUCACCUGCAGGAUUGUCUGCGAUCAGCCACCCGGACAGCUGAUGAAACUGUGGGUUUGCACAACCGAAGAAUUUCUGCUCAAACUGUCAGAAACCAUCUCAGGGAAGCUCAUCUGCGUACUGGUCGUUCUCACCAGGGUGUGACUGCAGUUUGGCGUCGUAACCGACAGCGGGAAAAUGCGCACAUAGAACAGAUCUACCACUAUUUAGACUUGCUUUGAAUGAGAAUGACAGGUCGCCCAAAAAGGGCCAUCUUGCAGCUUUAAGGUUAGGGAAGUAUUCAUUAAUAAAUGUUUUUAAAACGGUUUAGAGAGCCUUUACACACGGAAGAAAGAAAAAACGGUUUAGAAAGCCUUUACGCACGGAAGAAAGAAAAACGGUAGAUUGAUUCAUUCGGGGGGAAAAAUGACACAUUCAGUUGUUCAACCCAUGGUAAUGUUGCAAUAUGUGUGUGUAUAUAACUAUGGUAGGGGAAAUAGUGUAUAAUAGUAGGUUACACCCUUGUCUAUUGCCUGCACUAACCAUGGAACUGUGUUAAUGACACAGGCAAGUGUUGCGUCAUGCUUCGGGCGCUCCGCUCCAGAGCGAUUUAAUUAACCUACAUGUCUUUUUUUUAAUCAUUUUUUUUUUACAUUCAAUUUGAUCAACCACACAUCCGUGACGGCGUUUAGCGAGGAAGAAAAUGAAAGUAUUUAAUUAAAACAUUGGAAAUUGCCCAAAGGUUAAAAGGUCACAUGCUGACGUGAACGUUUAAAGUUAAAAAGGACAUAGGCCUACAAUUUAAAUUCUACAUAAAUGGCACAACAUUUCAUAAACAUCACAUCGCUGUGGGAAAGUUGAUAUGUUUCAGUUUGCUGCCAAAUGAUUGGUUUCACAUUUGCCUCCAGCGAUGAUAAGGUAAAAUAGAUCUAAAACAAUUGUCAUUUAUAUUUACAAUCCCCUUAUUCAAACGGAUUACUCAUUUACCAAGCUCUUAUCGAUAGCUCUUAUCGAUAUUUACAUUAGGCCCUACAGUGCAUGAAGAAGGUUGCUGUUUCAAUCGGGGGAGAGAGAAGAAAAAGAAAGUAGAUGUUUUUCACACUUGGAACCGACAGGUUGCUCCAUUUUAUUAAUCGUUUAAAGGUGGUGGAAUUAUGAAUUAAAUCAAGGGCAGAAUACGUAGACUGAAUCUGUAGACAUACUUCUGCCACACCUUAAUUUAUGCGAUCUCUACCGCUAACGAAUAGCUGGCUGAAACAUGAGUUUCCCCGUGCAUAUAUUCAAGGUCAGAAUACGCUUGGAGAUGAAAUUGCAUAACAUUGGAAUUAAGUUCCGUUUACUCACUCAUAAAUCGGAUCGGAAUCGGGCUAAUGGCGAUGAACAACACACCCUUUACCAGAGGAGGCUCCUCCAGUGAGGAAGAGGAGGACGGUCUUCCUCAUGACAUUGACAAACACUAUGUUUACAUUAUGAAACGGUCUCUAGAUCCAAAUGACUCAUACAGGAAACCUGGUUCUGGCUUUUGACUGAAUAGGGCUCAUAGAACAAUUAUGUAGAAUACUUGAGAGAGAAACAGAAAAGGUUUACAUAGCUCUGACAGUGUUUGGGCAAUUAUGAAAAACAACAGUAUCUGAAGGUAGAACUCUGCCUAUCCGACCGGCCCAGAGGAAUAUUUCACUUCCUCUGAUCAUAGGAGUAACAACAUGAAUUGGUGCACGAGGCACAAGUAAUGCCGUGCAACUUAAGUUUCGCCAUCGGCUGGAAGACUGUGUCCCCUUUUCUCAGCGGAGGGAGGGAGAGAGGAGGGAGGGAGGGAGAGCCUGGUGAGAGACAGCCUCACUGCUCCCUCCCUCCUCUCAGACUGACCAUCAGAUGCAGGGCAUCAGUCCAGUAAAAAAUUACAUAUAAACAAACUAUAUGAUUAUGCUCAAUCAGCUGUAACAUCACAAGUAAUACAACAAAUGGUGUAUGAUCAAACUGGUAAUAGAUCAACAUUUUUUUUUAAAUAUAAUUUCAAAAUGGUCCCAGAAUAAUAACAUGGUCAAGGCAAGUCAAGGCAUAGCCCGUAUGCAGUGAUAAUAUAUCGGGCCCCUAGCUUACUGUACAAACCUCAUUGAUCGACAACUGUUUUUAAUUGGUUAAUGUUGCUUUAGGCUUCCGUUAUUUAAGUCAUGUUAAAAUAAAAUCUGAGCGGUAGAUCUCAGCUUGCAUGUGGACUCUGAAAAAGGUCGGUGACCUCCGUAGUAGAGAAAUCCAUCCUUGUCGGAUCUAUAAAACAUUUUUUUUUUUAAACGUCUAGGAUUCUUUCUGUAAUUUUAAAUGUAUAAAAACGACAUCGCUGAAAGAUGCUGAAGGAUAACUAUUUACUAUGAAUGAUUUAAAACGGUUUAAUAAUCUUUCAAGUCUUUUGGUGGAAUGUUUUGAUACUUUUUAUUGCCUCUUGUAAUAUUACCAGGAAAUGGACAGUUUAUUCUGUUCAUCUGUAUACAGGUUUACAUUUAUGGGGUUUUCAGGAAACGUAGCACUUAGAUUCUGUGUCAUUUUAAAGUUGGGUUGAAUCUCCAAAACUCAGCACUCUUGAUAUGAACUUGUAAACAAACCAGCCAGCUUUGAAAAGUACUAAAAUGUAAUGGUGCUCUGUUACAAACUGUAUAACAUAAGCUAACUUACUAUAUAAGCUAAUAUAUCAUGAUGAUGUAGAACCCCACAUGUUUCCAGUGUUCCUUUAAAGUCAACUACUCACCCUACUGAAGGUUCUCUAUCUAUGUAACUCUCUGUGUCCUUUAAAGUCAACUACUCACCCUACUGAAGGUCCUCUAUCUAUGUAAAUCUCUGUGUCCUUUAAAGUCAACUACUCACCCUACUGAAUAUCCUCUAUCUACAGUUGAAGUCAGAAGUUUACAUACGCCUUAGCCAAAUACAUUUAAACUCAGUUUUUCACAAUUCCUGAAAUUUAAUCCUCGUAAAAAUUCCCUGUCUUAGGUCAGUUAGGAUCACCAUGUUAUUUUAAGAAUGUGAAAUGUCAGAAUAAUAGUAGAGAGAAUUAUUUAUUUAUUUCCUGACAUUCCCAGUGGGUCAGAAGUUUACAUACACUCAAUUAGUAUUUGGUAACAUUGCCUUUAAAUUGUUUAACUUGGGUCAAAGGUUUCAGGUAGCCUUCCACAAGCUUCCCACAAUAAGUUUGGUGAAUUUUGGCCCAUUCCUAAUGACAGAGCUGGUGUAACUGAGUCAGGUUUGUAGGCCUCCUUGCUCACACACACUUUUUCAGUUCUGCCCACAAAUGUUCUAUAGAAUUGAGGUCAGGGCUUUGUGAUGGCCACUCCAAUAUUUUGACUUUGUUGUCCUUAAGCCAUUUUGCCACAACUUUGGAAGUAUGCUUGGGGUCAUUGUCCAUUUGGAAGACCCAUUUGCGAAGCUAGAACUUCCUAAUUGAGGUCUUGAGAUGUUGCUUCAAUAUAUCCACAAAUUUCCUACCUCAUGAUGCCAUCUAUUUUGUGAAGUGCACCAGUCCCUCCUGCGGCAAAGCACCCCCACAACAUGAUGCUGCCACCCCCGUGCUUCACGGGAGGGAUGGUGUUCUUCGGCUUGCAAGUCUCCCCCUUUUUCCUCCAAACAUAACGAUGGUCAUUAUGGCCAAACAGUUAUAUUUUUGUUUCAUCAGAACAGAGGACAUUUCUCCAAAAACUACGAUCUUUGUCCCCAUGUACAGUUGCAAACCAUAGUCUGGCUUUUUUAUGGCAGAUUUGGAGCAGUGGCUUCUUCCUUGCUUUAGCAGCCUUUCAGGUUAUGUCGAUAUAGGACUCGUUUUACUGUGGAUAGAUACUGUUGUACCCGUUUCCUCCAGCAUCUUCACAAGGUCCUUUGCUGUUGUUCUGGGAUUGAUUUGCACUUUUCACACCAAAGUACGUUCAUCUCUAGGAGACAGAAC
Oncorhynchus keta (chum salmon) is the source of this 13978-nucleotide messenger RNA. It is a transcript of the gene mtus2a, whose product is annotated as microtubule associated tumor suppressor candidate 2a. Bases 675 to 5141 code for a protein of 1488 amino acids. Gene Ontology annotation, cellular component: nucleus; cytoplasm. The transcript is spliced from 16 exons. The record is from RefSeq and is a predicted model, not a curated record. Gene Ontology annotation, molecular function: microtubule binding. Lineage: Eukaryota; Metazoa; Chordata; Actinopteri; Salmoniformes; Salmonidae.